This is a messenger RNA of Anneissia japonica, 1002 nucleotides long. RefSeq lists its product as uncharacterized. The record is from RefSeq and is a predicted model, not a curated record. Gene Ontology annotation, cellular component: extracellular region. Gene Ontology annotation, molecular function: Toll binding; growth factor activity. The transcript has 4 exons. NCBI's taxonomy places the organism in Eukaryota, Metazoa, Echinodermata, Crinoidea, Comatulida, Comatulidae. Gene Ontology annotation, biological process: innate immune response; central nervous system formation; regulation of Toll signaling pathway. Bases 65 to 685 code for a protein of 206 amino acids.
UAACUUUCUUCAAUCAGAAAGCUUUAGUUAUUGCAGUGUAUCAUACACGUUGUAACUUGUAAGUAUGAGCAACCGACAGCUAUUGAUUUGUGCCAGCCUGGCUUUGUUCCAGAUUGUACUGGGUUACGAGCCAGUUUCAAGUGCAAACAGAGCGCCACCCGUAGGUGAGGCUUCACUGGUUCCCAUCUGCUAUUUCAAGAGCACUUCAAGUGCGUCAGAGAGUCAGCAAAGUGCCAUCAUUAGUACAUAUGGCCAACCAGGGGAAGAUCUUGGGGUAGACGAGGACCCUGCUGUAGUUGAUAAAAGCAGGGUUGCUAAGAAGAUUCCCUAUUACCAGGACGUAUGUCCAGAGCAGACCGUUUAUGGACGUCUCUAUUACGCCCAAACCACCGGCGGCCAAUGGGUGAAGAUAUUACAGACCUCCUGGUACAGACAAUAUUUCCACUCUGCUGUAUGCAAAUCGAAGACUUGUAAAGGAGUCAAAGGUAAUUGCUAUCAGAAGUACCGAUACACCAGAGCUCUUGUGUACAAAUUCACAGGCUGUGGAUGGGGAUACAACAUCUUUCAGUGGCAGAACAUCCGUCUACCGUCUUGCUGUUCUUGUCGCACCAGCCUCUGGUGGUAUAACAAAGAAAAGGCAGCAGCACCAGAGGAACCAGAACUGAAACCAGCAGAUCUCAUUUGAGACACACCAGCUUAACCUGUGGCAGAUAAAGUCAGUUUAACACAACCUAGUGAUAUUCAAUUAUAAAGAAAAAAAUAAUUUACUUUGAAUUUUUUUGAAUUAUUUCUCAUUAACUUUUAGUAUAGUAGGCCAUCUCUCGAACUCGAAGCAUUAAAUGCCUGAAUUUGUAAAGCAUCCAAAUCUCCUACCGGCGAGUUACAGAAAUUCACAAAAGGUACAAUUUUCCACAUUCGUUAUGAUAGUUAUUUGUAGAGACUAUUUUGUUAUUUUUUUUAAAUGUUAAUUUUGAAAAUAAACGGUUGUGGUUUCAAACGGAA